AUGGCCGCGCUGGUGCAUGCUGCAGCUCCGGUGUCAGGGUGCGCCGGCUCCCUGCUGCGUGUGCGUGUGCGUGUAACACCCUAUCGCACCGUGCAUGUGCGUGCAAGUGCAUCUGUCAGCAGUGGCUCAGCCCCUCUCCUCCCCGCAGAAAUCCGCGAGGCCUUCAAGGUGUUUGACCGCGAUGGCAACGGCUUCAUCUCGAAGCAGGAGCUGGGCACGGCCAUGCGCUCGCUGGGCUACAUGCCCAACGAGGUGGAGCUGGAGGUCAUCAUCCAGCGGCUCGACAUGGACGGUGACGGCCAGGUGGACUUCGAGGAGUUCGUGACGCUGCUGGGCCCCAAGCUGUCCACGUCGGGCAUCCCGGAGAAGUUCCAUGGCACUGACUUCGACACUGUCUUCUGGAAGGUGGGAGAGACCCAAGCGCCUUGUGGUGGCCCGCGCGGGACCCUGGGACCAGUGGGACAGGCCCUGGGCUGGUGUGGGAGCCGGGCCUGGAUGGGAGCCACAGGGUCAGUGAGGGAGCCCAGAGCUGGGUGGAAGCAGGAGCCUGAGUCCCAGGACCAGUGUGGGGGCCCUGGGGCCAGUGGGACAGUCCUGGGGCUCAUGUGGGAGCCUUGGGAGCAGUGCAGGGGCCCAGGUCUAGAUGGGAGCCCCAGGGCCAUUGCAGGAGCCCAGGACUACAUAGGAACCUAA
Molecule: messenger RNA, 693 nt
Organism: Tinamus guttatus (white-throated tinamou)
Lineage: Eukaryota; Metazoa; Chordata; Aves; Tinamiformes; Tinamidae
Source: RefSeq, a predicted model, not a curated record